This is a messenger RNA of Chiroxiphia lanceolata (lance-tailed manakin), 2815 nucleotides long. RefSeq names its product calbindin 1 (gene CALB1). Gene Ontology annotation, cellular component: terminal bouton; nucleus; synapse. The transcript has 11 exons. The record is from RefSeq and is a predicted model, not a curated record. Gene Ontology annotation, biological process: regulation of long-term synaptic potentiation; regulation of presynaptic cytosolic calcium ion concentration. Gene Ontology annotation, molecular function: calcium ion binding. The coding region runs from base 147 to 935 and encodes 262 amino acids. NCBI's taxonomy places the organism in Eukaryota, Metazoa, Chordata, Aves, Passeriformes, Pipridae.
CAUAAAUAGCCCUCGGCGGGGCGGCGGCGGGAGGAGCCGUCGGAUCUGUCGGAGCCGUCGGAGCCGCCGCCGCGCCGGCCGCGGUCACAGUCAAGUCAGGACCGCGGACAGCGCCCCCCCCCCCGCGCCGCCGCCCCGCGCCCACCAUGACGGCGGAGACCCACCUGCAGGGCGUGGAGAUCUCGGCCGCCCAGUUCUUCGAGAUCUGGCACCACUACGACUCCGACGGCAAUGGGUUCAUGGAUGGGAAGGAGCUACAAAACUUCAUCCAGGAGCUGCAGCAGGCACGAAAGAAGGCAGGCUUGGAUUUGACACCUGAAAUGAAAGCUUUUGUGGACCAAUAUGGGAAGACUACCGAUGGAAAAAUAGGAAUAGUCGAGCUUGCUCAGAUAUUGCCAACGGAAGAGAACUUCCUGUUGUUCUUCAGAUGCCAGCAGCUAAAGUCAAGCGAAGACUUCAUGCAGACAUGGAGGAAAUAUGACAGCGACCACAGUGGCUUCAUUGAUUCUGAAGAACUUAAGAGCUUCUUGAAAGAUUUAUUACAGAAAGCAAAUAAGCAGAUUGAAGACUCAAAGCUAACGGAAUACACAGAAAUAAUGCUCAGGAUGUUUGAUGCAAACAAUGAUGGAAAGUUGGAGCUUACUGAACUGGCCAGACUACUCCCUGUACAGGAAAAUUUUCUUAUUAAAUUUCAGGGUGUCAAAAUGUGUGCAAAAGAAUUCAACAAAGCCUUUGAGAUGUAUGAUCAAGAUGGCAAUGGCUAUAUAGAUGAAAAUGAACUUGAUGCCCUACUGAAGGAUCUCUGUGAAAAGAACAAAAAGGAAUUAGACAUUACCAACCUUGCAACAUACAAGAAAAGCAUCAUGGCCUUGUCGGAUGGAGGAAAGCUUUACCGAGCAGAAUUGGCUCUUAUUCUUUGUGCUGAGGAAAACUAGAGCUCUUCUAUCAUGUCCACUUAACUAGUGAUGUACUCUACACAAUAACUGUGCACUGUAAGGGAGUAGGCUGUAUUUUUAAACUGCAUAUAGAAAAUUAGCCAGGAUGUGUGGCACAUUCCUUUCAGUUUGUUUCUAUACUGUUUGUAAUGUACAGUUUUUGUAACAAUAAGACUGAUAAAGAGAAUGUCUAUGUUUGGGCCAGUCUGUAUAUUCAAAAAGAAACUAAAAUAUGCCAGGGUUGGUUUUGGUUGGGUUUUUUGCUUUCAUAAACAUGGCUGGAUAAAAAUUAAACCUGCUGACAUUGCUGUGGUCAUCAUAUCCUUUGACACUUGCAACAUUUCUUGUUGAACUACGUAACAAAAAGAUCUACAGGCAUCUUUCCCAUUUCAACUAAAGGUGAGGUUUUUAAAUAUAACAUGAAUUCAGAUUAAACAUGAUCUAGGUCUGAAAGAAGAAAGAGACAUUGGCAUAUCUGAUUUCCAAAACUUAAUAAGGCACUAAGAAAUAUUUUCAGUCGUCAAGCCACCCACUUUCAGGUCUGUGCUCUCUGCAGUUUUACAAUUACUCUUCUCAUAUGAAUUCAUAGCAUAUAGACAAAGCAUUUAUCUGGAAUAGAUCUCCAUGCAGUAGUUGAUAAAAAUAUAGUGUUUCCAAUCUAGCUGUUUUACUGAAUUUAAACACAGGCACUUCAUAAAUAAAUGCCUUUAAUCCAUCUUGGAAUCCUGGCUAAAUGACAGGUAGUAUAGUUAAUACACAGAUUAACAUAUGAUAUUAUAAGUGUACCUUUCAUGACUAUUGCUGUGUCAGAGAAUAUGACAAUCCAUUUUCUAAACUAUUUUCACAUUUUGCAGGUUAUAAUUAUUCUAGUCAAUUGCUGUUUUUACAUCAUAUUCUGUGUAAUCUAUAAUUAAAUUUAAUAUCCUAAGAUUGUUGGUGUCUAGUUUGUGUAUCUCCUGAAUUCUUACUUCUGUACCAUCUAAAGGACAAAUUGACUAUUCUAAAAAAAUGUGCCUCCUUGGAUCUUAUACUGAAUCACUAGUCUACAAUAGUAGUGUUAAAAUUUGACACUAAAUGAAAAAAAUAGUAAAGAUUUUGUAACAAUAUAGUAACUUAAUUUACAUGGUCAGCUCUGCUUUUUAUUAUGUUAGAGAUGUAUUUUCUAAAUGAGAACUAUACUAUGAAGCAGCCCUGUCUUCUUGCAUCUUUUUUUUUUUUUUUUUUGACCUGGCUCCCUUUUCACUUUACACCAAUUUUACGCCAGACAACUUCAUGAAUGUCCAGGCCAUUGCUCUCAGUAAGUACUGGAGAAGGAAGGAAAUUGGGCUGUCUUAAGGCCAAGAAACCUGUGCUGCCUCCACGUACAACUGUUUUGGAAGCAAUUCCAGGUUAGCAGACUAGCUAUGUGCAACUUCUCAGAUGCCUCUCUGCAUCUUAUUUAACAAAUGGAAGCAAAUGCAUUUUAUUUGAAAUGUGUCUCAAACAAUGAGGCUCAGAUCCUCUGGGAUUACAGUCAAUGAACUCCCACUGAAAUGAAUCCUUGAAUUCCUCGGGUGAACUCAGGCAACUAAAUACCAUGUCAGUCAGGAAAGGCUUAAUAGCCUUGGGCUCUCUCCAGGCUGAGCCUUGGAAAGUUAAGGAAUAGGUGGUGCUGGAUGGGGUCUUGCUGGCAAAAAACCACAUAAAACAUUAAAAUAAGGUUAAGCUAGCUCAUUCUCACUGCUUUACUCCCACUCCACGCACAGUGAUUUAACUUCUCAUCUGCUUGUCUCUUUUCUCUAUGCAAUGUGAAAUACAACUGUGUACGUUAAGUGAAGGAACAGUGAAUUUGCCUAUCAGUACAAUAAAUGAUUGAUCUUGUUCAUAUUGUGCACUUGAAA